AUGGAUCAAGGAUCAGUAUUUACCGGUCGAAAAAUGCACGAAUUUGCCAAAGAAAUAGGCUUCAAAUUAUUAACAUCAACACCCUAUUAUGCUCAAGCCGAUGGACAAAUUGAGGUUUCUAAUAAGGUGAUCAUUGGUUUGAUUAAAAAGCAUGUAGGGAAGAAGCCUAGGAAUCGGCACAAAACUCUGGACCAAAUUUUGUGGGCAUGUCAUAAGUCCCCUAAAGAGGCUACUAAGUCAACCCCCUUUCGCCUAACUUUUUGCCUUGAUGUUGUUUUACCAGUAGAAAUUCACCUACAGUCCCUAAGGAUUCAAAGGCAACAUGAACUCCCAACAGAAUCAUAUUGGAGCAUGAUGUUGGAUGAAUUGGUUGAUUUGGAUGAGGAAAAGUUAAAUGCCUUAGAAUUGCUAAGGCGACAAAAGAAGAGGAUAGAAGUCUCUUAUAAUAAGAAAGUGAAAGUUAAAAGUUUUGCACCCGAAGACUUGGUCUGGAAAGUGAUCCUUCCAAUGGAUCGAAAAGAUAUAGCCUUGGGGAAAUGGUCCCCAAAAUGGGAAGGCCCUUUCCAAAUUUUACAGAUAUUCUCUAAUGGUGCCUAUGAUAUUGAAGAGCUUAGUGAAGAUAAAAGGAUUCUAAGAGUAAACGGGAAAUAUUUGAAAAAAUAUAAACCGACAAUCCAAGAAGUAAAAAUAAGAGACGAAUGA
Messenger RNA from Lathyrus oleraceus (garden pea), 702 nucleotides. RefSeq lists its product as uncharacterized. Gene Ontology annotation, biological process: DNA integration. The record is from RefSeq and is a predicted model, not a curated record. The transcript has a single exon. Bases 1 to 702 code for a protein of 233 amino acids. NCBI's taxonomy places the organism in Eukaryota, Viridiplantae, Streptophyta, Magnoliopsida, Fabales, Fabaceae. Gene Ontology annotation, molecular function: nucleic acid binding.